AUGGCGAAGAGAAAGAGGGAAAAUGCCGGCCAGGUCAGUGCGGCGAAGGCGCUGAAGACGAGGAAAGCGGUCGACGAAGAUCCCGCCGCGCCCAAAAAAGCUGCAGUCGUCAAAGCUAAGGAAAGCGCGACUAAUGGCACGGUAAUAGCGAACAAGAGCAAGGCAGCUACAAGCUCUGCGCCGGCAGAAACAGGCUCGGAAACAGAGACGACGACUGUGCAAAUUAUCACUGGCUCAUAUGAACGCGUCUUGCAUGGAUUCGCUGCGACAAUACCGCGCAGCCUCACCACCGGCCAGCAGGAUGCCUCGAAAGAAGACGCCGAGAAGCCCAAGGUCGAUUUCACAGACACAUUCUUGUUUAACGCGCAUGCUUCCGCCAUCCGAUGCUUAGCUCUCUCUCCGUUGUCUGAAGAGACCUCGAAGGUUAUGCUGGCUACUGGCAGCACAGACGAGCGCAUCAACCUGUACUCGCUGUCCACUGCACCACCAGUCAUUUCAAAGUCGCAACCCAAGCUACCUUCACUUAAUGGCGCCUCCAUUACGGAAAAUCCCAAAAACAAGGAACUUGGCACUCUUCUCCAUCAUGCAUCCAACAUCACAGCCCUCCACUUCCCGUCACGAAUACUCUCAACCAUCAAGGCCCCCAUACCCAAGCCACAAGGAAGACCCAGUGGAGAUACAGCCGGACCAGGAGAAGUACCUUCAGGAGUCAAUGACUUUGCCGUGCACCCUACCGGCAAACUCAUGCUUUCGGUAGGAAAGGGCGAGAAAUGCAUGCGUCUCUGGAACAUGAUGACGGCGAAAAAGGCAGGCGUUCUCAACUUCGACAGGGAAAUCCUCACUGCGGUUGGCGAAGGACGCUUCGGAUCUGGAGAGGGUCGAAGAGUUGUUUGGGGCAAGGCAGGCGAAGCGUUCGCAGUGGCAUUCGAGCGCGGUAUUGUCGUGUUCAACAUCGACUCAAAACCUACGGCAAAAAUUGCUCCAACCCCGAGGACAAAGAUCCACCAGAUGCACUAUUUGCCGUCCGAAUCGCACCAGUCAAUCUUGUUAGUGUCGACAGAAGAUGGCCGUGUGCUGCUCUACGACACCACCGAUACAUCAACAGCGACGAAUGAAGGCACCACCGAGAAAGUGACCAAGGACGACAUUCCUCUCAGCAGACUAGUGGCACAAAUUGGAGGUCCCGGUGCUGGUAUCAGUGGCCGUGUCAAGGAUUUCGAGAUCCUCCCAAUCUCGGCGUCCACCUUUAUUGUGAUCACAGGUAGCAGCGAUGGUACGAUACGCACAUGGUCCCUGGACAUCAAGGACCUGGAAGUCGACGACAAGGCCGGAGAAGGUACGGGUUUCACUGCAAAGCAAGUUGGCAAGCUGCUCGGAACCUACACAACUGGCACCCGAGUUACGUGUUUGAAAGCUUUCAUUAUGACCGGAACACCAGACGCAGAAGAAGAUGAAGAGAUGCUGGACAAGGAGGAAGCGUCCAGCAGCGAUGACAGCGAAUGA
Molecule: messenger RNA, 1503 nt
Organism: Parastagonospora nodorum SN15
Lineage: Eukaryota; Fungi; Ascomycota; Dothideomycetes; Pleosporales; Phaeosphaeriaceae
Exons: 2
Coding region: 1-1503 (500 amino acids)
Molecular function (GO): protein binding
Source: RefSeq, a predicted model, not a curated record